AGUCGCUGAAGGAAACACGCUCACACAUACUCACUCCUCCAGAGCUGACGUGGGCUGUGGCCUUCUGCGCAGCUGCUGCCCAUCUGCAACUCAGAUCCACUCACAGUAGCUAGAGGAAAAGAAACAGUAGACAAAUUUAAGAAGGGAGAGAGGCUGAGCAUGGAUGUGUUGCAGGACUGGACCCUGGCGUACCCGCCUCAGGCCCGGCUGCUCUGGGUGUUCGUGCUGGUGUUGGCCACUGUCCUGGUUUGGUGCCUGUUCUUCUGCUGUUGGGGAAGCCAAAGCUCCACCUCCCCUCUGGAGAGAUACCUCUCAGCAAUGGAGAAAAAGUCCAAGACAAAACCUCAAAAUCAGCGGAAGAAAAAGCCGAAGGACAAGUGCGUCUCUGCAGCUCUGUUGAAUGAAGGGAUUGUUGGUAUGAUCAAACUGGCGACCCCUUUGUCUAAAGAGAAACAGAGGAAGAAGGAAAAGGACAAACAAGGGAAAAAGACAGAGGAAGAGGAGGGAAAGAAGGAGGAAUUGAAGAAUGAGAAGAAAGAAGAAAAAGAAGCAAAGCCCUCCACACUGAAGAAGAGGAAUAGACGGCACCUGAAAGUCACCAUUGCACCGGGCACCGUGAUGUCAGAAUCGUCUUGGCAGGUCAUGUCAGGGGGUCGUCGACGGAUGCUGGAGCGGUCUGCAUCGGAGGAGACCGCAAGUGACCUGAGUUCCUCACAUUCUCCUGGAGACACCUUGCCAUGGAACCUCCCCAAACACCAACGCGUCAAACGCUCCAAAUCUGCAUCCAGUGACGUCCUGGACCCUGCCGAGAGAGCGGUCAUCCGUAUUGCAGAUGAACGGGAUCGAGUGCAGAAAAAGACUUUCACAAAAUGGGUGAACAAGCAUUUGAAUAAGCACUGGAAGGCAGAGGCCCAGCGACACAUCACAGAUCUGUAUGAGGAUCUCCGAGAUGGACACAGCCUCAUCUCCUUGCUGGAAGUGUUGUCUGGAGAGACACUGCCCAGAGAGAAGGGCCGUAUGCGCUUUCACAAACUACAGAAUGUACAGAUCGCACUGGAUUUCCUCAAACACAGACAGGUGAAGCUGGUAAACAUCAGAAAUGACGAUAUCGCUGAUGGAAAUCCGAAACUUACCCUCGGGCUGAUAUGGACCAUCAUUCUUCACUUCCAGAUCUCUGACAUCCAGGUGAACGGUCAGUCAGAUGACAUGACCGCCAAAGAGAAGCUGCUGUUGUGGUCUCAACGCAUGGUGGAGGGCUACCAGGGCCUGCGAUGUGACAACUUCACCACCAGUUGGAGAGAUGGGAAACUCUUCAACGCCAUCAUCCAUAAACACAGGCCGAAUUUGAUUGACAUGAAUAAGGUCUACCGACAGACCAACCUGGAGAAUCUGGAGCAGGCCUUCAGCAUUGCAGAUAGAGACCUGGGCGUCACCCGCCUGCUGGAUCCUGAAGAUGUGGAUGUGCCACACCCAGAUGAGAAGUCCAUCAUUACGUAUGUCUCCUCUAUCUAUGACGUUAUGCCCAGAGUUCCUGAAGUUCAAGAUGGAAUCCAGGCCAAUGAGUUAGAGUUGCGCUGGCAGGAAUAUUAUGAGCUGGUGACCAUGAUAAUCCAAUGGAUCAGACAUCACAUCAUGGUGUUUGAAGAAAGGAAGUUCCCAACCAGCUACGAGGAGAUUGAGGUUCUUUGGCGCCAGUUUCUAAAAUUCAAGGAGACUGAAUUGCCUGCAAAGGAGAUGGACAAAAAUCGCUCCAAGCUUAUUUACAAGUCAUUCGAGGGUUCUGUACAGGUUGGUCAGGUCAAGGUUCCGCCCGGUUACCACCCCAUUGAUGUGGAAAAAGAGUGGGGUCGUCUGCAUGUGGCCAUACUGGAACGAGAGAAACUCCUGCGCUCGGAGUUUGAACGGUUGGAGCGUCUGCAGAGAGUAGUCAGUAAGGUGCAGAUGGAGUCGGGUGUGUGUGAGGAACAGCUUAACCAGGUGGAAACACUGUUACAGACGGAUAUACGUCUUCUGAAUGCAGGAAAACCCGUCCAGCACGCAUCUGAGGUCGAGGUGGAUCUGAACAAGGCCGAAAACAUGAUCCGAUACCUUUUCAAUGAUGUGCAAUUACUGAAAGAUGGGCGCCAUCUACAGGCAGAACAGAUGUAUAGAAGGGUUUACCGCCUCCAUGAGCGUUUGGUGAACCUGCGCAGCGAAUAUAAUCUCCGUCUGAAGUCCGGUGUGACGGUAUCACAGGUGCCCAUGACCCAGAUGGCUAUGACACAGGUCUCUCAUGUCCAAACAUUGCAGCAGUCUCCUCAACGCAUAAGACCUGAGCUAGAUGAAGUCACCCUCAAGUACAUUCAGGACCUUCUGGCCUGGGUGGAAGAGAACCAGAGGCGGAUUGAUGCGGCAGAAUGGGGUGAAGAUCUCCCCACCGUGGAGUCUCAACUUGGCAGCCACCGUGGCCUUCAUCAGUCUAUAGAGGAUUUCAAAUACAAAAUCGAUCGUGCACGAGCAGACGAGAAUCAGUUGACUCCAGUCAGUAAAGGAGCCUAUCGAGAAUGCUUGGGCAAACUGGACCUUCAGUACGGCAAGCUGCUGAACUCCUCCAAAGCUCGUCUGCGCAAUCUAGAUCAGCUGCAUGCUUUCGUUGUAGCCGCCACCAAAGAGCUGAUUUGGCUGAACGAGAAAGAGGAGGAGGAAGUAAACUACGACUGGAGUGACCGAAACUCAAACAUGACCGCUAAGAAGGACAACUACUCAGGUUUGAUGCGAGAACUUGAACAGAGAGAGAAGAAGGUCCACACAGUCCAGGUGACCGGAGACAAACUUCUGAAAGAUGGCCAUCCUGCCAGAAAGACUAUUGAAGCCUUUACUGCAGCUCUUCAGACUCAAUGGAGCUGGAUCCUUCAGCUGUGCUGCUGCAUCGAGACUCAUCUUAAAGAAAACACAGCUUACUUCCAGUUCUUCUCAGAUGUUAAAGAUGCUGAAGACAGAAUGAAGAAGAUGGAGGAGACGAUGAAGAAGAAAUAUGUGUGUGAGCGUUCCAUCACAGUCACACGGCUAGAAGAUUUGCUACAGGAUGCAGCGGAGGAGAAAGAUCAACUAAAUGAGUUCAAGACUCACCUGGAGGGUCUCAACCGGAGAGCCAAAACCAUUAUUCAGCUGAAACCGAGAAACACAGCGCACCCCGUCAAAGGCAAAUUACCCAUUCAAGCUGUUUGUGACUUCAAACAAAUGGAGAUCACAGUACAGAAAGGAGACGAGUGUUUCCUGAUAAACAACUCUCAGCCGUACAAAUGGAAAGUGCGAAGCUCCGGUGGAAGUGAAGCCACAGUACCAUCCAUCUGUUUUUUAAUCCCUCCAACCAACAAAGAAGCAGUCGACCUGAGUUCAAGUUUGGACGCGAGUCAGCAAAGGUUGAUGGUAUUGUGGCAUAAGCUCCAUGUCAAUAUGAAGAGUCUGCUGUCUUGGCAGUACCUCACGCGAGAUAUCCAGCUUAUCAACUCUUGGAAUUUUAUCAUGUUUAAGACAUUAAGAGUCGAAGAAUAUCGACUGACUCUCAAGACCUUAGAGCAACACUAUCAAGCCUUCAUUCGUGAUAGUCAGGAUUCUGAACUUUUUGGCGCCGAUGAUCGCCUGCAGGCUGAGAGCAAUUACGGCAAAGCCACGCAACACUACGAUAACCUGCUGCAGUCUGUUGAACAAGAACCUGUCUUCAUCCCAAAAGACAAAGCUACGGGAGAACAGGAUGAGUCGGUGUGCAAAAGCUACAUUACCCAGAUUAAAGACCUGAGAUUGAGACUGGAGGGUUGUGAGACCAGGACUGUCAGUCGUCUCAGACAACUAAUGGACAAGGAGCCUCUCAAAGCUUGUGCACAGAGGACCACAGAACAAAUGAAAGUACAGACCGAGUUGGAAGGUCUAAAGAAAGAUCUGGACAAGAUGGUGGAAAAGAGUGAAGAGGUGCUGGCAACAUCUCAGCAGUCCAGUUCUGGCCCUGUUCUUCGCUCAGAGAUUGACAUCACCCAGAAAAAGAUGGACCACGUCUACAGUCUUUCAUCUGUGUAUCUAGACAAAUUGAAGACCAUUCACAUGGUAAUCCGCAGCACACAGGGAGCUGAGGAUGUUCUCAACAAGUAUGAGAACCAGCUGCGAGACGUGAACAAAGUUCCUGUUAAUGAGAAGGCAGUCGAGGCCGACAAAACGCAGCUGCAGAUACUGCGCUCAGAAGCCGAGGGCAAUCAGGCCACCUUUGACCACCUGGAUGAAGAGCUUCAGAGGGCUGUAGCGGUGAACGACCAAAUGUCUCAGCUUCACAGCGAGCGUGAUGUCGAGCUGGAGCAGUAUAGGCAGCAGGUGGUCAACCUGAGGGAACGCUGGCAGGCCGUGUUUGCUCAGAUCGAGCUGAGACAGCGAGAGCUUGAUCUGUUGAGGAGGCAGAUGCAGACCUACAGGCAGAGCUACGACUGGCUUAUUCGCUGGAUAGCCGAUGCCAAGCAGAGGCAGGACAAGCUUCACGCUGUGCCCAUCGGCAACAACAAAGCCCUACAAGAACAGCUGGCCCAGGAAAAGAAACUACUUGAAGAGAUUGAAAAGAACAAGGACAAGGUGGAUGAGUGUCAUAAAUAUGCCAAAGUCUACAUUGAUGCCAUAAAGGAUUAUGAGCUUCAGCUGAUGACAUAUAAAGCUGUGGUUGAGCCCAUCGCUUCUCCUAUGAAGAAAGCCAAAAUGGAGUCUUCCUCUGAUGACGUCAUCCAAGAGUAUGUGACUUUGAGAACACGCUACAGUGAGCUACUGACUCUAUCAAGCCAAUACAUUAAAUUCAUUAUAGAAACACAGCGCCGCCUAGAGGAUGAGGAGAAAGCUGCUGAAAGACUUAAGGAGGAAGAGAGGAAAAAACUUUCAGACAUGCAGGCCGAGCUAGAAAAGCAAAGACAGUUAGCUGAAUCUCACGCAAAGGCUAUUGCCAAAGCAGAACAAGAGGCCAAUGAGCUGAAAAUGAAGAUGAAAGACGAAGUCAACAAACGUCAGGACGUCGCUGUCGAUGCUGAGAAACAGAGGCAGAAUGUCCAGCGUGAGCUUCAGGAGCUCAAAAGUCUUUCGGAGCAAGAAAUCAAAUCCAAGACACAACAGGUGGAGGAAGCUCUCAUAAGCCGGACCAGAAUUGAGGAAGAAAUCCAUAUAAUACGAAUCCAGCUAGAGACGACAAUGAAACAGAAAUCCUCUGCUGAAAAAGAGCUUCAGCAGCUAAGGGGCAAUGCAGAAGAAGCAGACAAACUUCUAAAGGCAGCCCAGGAAGAGGCAGAUAAGCUUCGGAAGCAAGUUGCUGAAGAGACUCAAAAGAAAAGCAAGGCGGAAGAGGAGCUUAAACUGAAAUCUGCAGCAGAGAAGCAGGCCGCCAAAGAGAAGAAGAAGGCCCUUGAGGAUCUGGAGAAGUUUAAGCUCCAAGCGCAAGAAGCAGAGAGGCACAUGAAGCAAGCAGAGCUGGAAAAGCAGAGGCAGAUUCAAGUGGUAGAAGAGGUGGCCAAGAAGACUGCAGCCACUGAGCUUGAAAGUAAACAGUUGUCACUGACAGCCAAACUGGAAGAGUCACUGAAACAUGAGCAUGUGAUGGUUGUUCAGCUUCAGGAGGAGGCAGAGCAUCUGAAGAAGCAGCAAGCGGAAGCAGAUAAGGCAAGAGAGCAGGCUGAGAAGGAACUAGAAAUGUGGAGACAGAAAGCUAACGAAGCUCUUCGUCUUCGCCUUAAGGCAGAAGAAGAGGCCAACAAGAAAACUGCAGCUCAAGAGGAUGCGGAAAAACAGAAAGAGGAGGCCGAACGGGAGGCAAAGAAAAGGGCAAAAACUGAGGAUGCCGCACUUAAACAGAAAGAGAUUGCAGAGAAGGAACUUGAGAAUCAAAGGAAGAAGGCUGAAGAAACAGCCCAACAAAAGCUCGCAGCUGAGCAAGAACUCAUUAGGUUAAGAGCAGAUUUUGAACAUGCUGAGCAACAGAGAUCAGUCUUGGAUGAUGAGCUCCAACGUCUCAAAAACGAAGUCAAUUCUGCUGUUCAGCAGAAGAAGGAGCUGGAGGAGGAAUUGAUCAAAGUCAGAAAGGAGAUGGAGAUUCUUCUGAAGCUGAAAUUGAAGGCCGAGAAGGACUCUACGUCAAGCACUGAAAAGAGCAAACAACUACUUGAAUCGGAGGCUGCAAAGAUGAGGGAACUUGCCGAGGAGGCAACUAAGCUGAGGUUAGUUGCAGAAGAGGCAAAGAAACAGAGGCAGCUUGCAGAGGACGAAGCGGCUCGCCAGAGAGCAGAGGCUGAGAAGAUUCUCAAAGAAAAGUUAGCAGCUAUCGACGAAGCGACACGAUUGAAAGCCGAAGCUGAGAUCGCAUUGAAAGAGAAGGAAGCUGAAAAUGACCGUCUAAAGAGAAAAGCUGAAGAGGAAGCGUACCAGAGAAAAGCCCUCGAAGAUCAAGCAGCUCAGCACAAGCAAGCGAUCGAAGAAAAGAUAGAUCAGUUAAAGAAGUCCUCAGACACUGAACUUGACAGGCAAAAGAAAAUCGUGGAAGAAACACUGACGCAGAGGAAAAUAGUGGAGGAGGAGAUCCACAUUCUGAAGCUUAAAUUUGAAAAGGCUUCAACUGGCAAGCAGGACCUUGAACUUGAGCUUAACAAACUGAAGAGCAUGGCCGAUGAGACUCAGAAGAGCAAAGCAAAGGCAGAGGAAGAUGCAGAGAAAUUUAGAAGACUUGCUUUGGAAGAAGAGGAGAAAAGAAAAGCAGCAGAGGAGAAGGUAAAGAAAAUCCAAGCUGCAGAAAAAGAGGCAGCAAGGCAGCACAAAGCUGCUCAAGAGGAGGUUGAACGUCUUAAUAAGAAAGCAGAUGAGGCUAAAAAGCAGCAAGAGAUUGCGGAAAAGGAAGCAGAGAAACAGAUCCUUUUAGCCAAAGAAGCCUCACAGAAAUAUACUGCUGCUGAGCAGAAAUCACAGACUAUUCUUCUCCAACAAAAUAAAGAUACCGUAGCACAGGAUAAACUUAAGGAGGAGUUUGAUAAGGCAAAGAAGCUGGCAGAAGAUGCAGAAAAGGCUAAAGCAAAGGCAGAGAAAGAGGCUGCCCUUUUGCAGAAGAAAGCAGAAGAAGCUGAGCGUCAAAAGCAGGCUGCUGAGGCUGAAGCUGCCAAACAGGCCAAAGCCCAGGAAGAUGCUGAAAAACUAAGAAAAGAAGCUGAGAAAGAAGCUUCCAGGCGGGCUGAGGCAGAGGCUGCUGCUCUAAAACAAAGGCAAGAGGCAGAUGCCGAGAUGGCCAAGUAUAAACAGCUUGCAGAAAAGACCUUAAAUCAAAAGUCUCAGGUUGAAAAAGAGUUGGCAGAGGUUAAAUUGCAACUGGAUAACACAGACAAACAAAAAUCUAUUCUUGAUGAUGAACUUAAGCGACUUAAACAAGAGGUCAGUGAUGCUGUGAACCAAAAAGUUCAAGUAGAAGAUGAGCUCUCCAAAGUCAAGAUUCAGAUGGAGGAAUUACUAAAACUGAAACUUAAAAUUGAAAAGGAAAACCAAGAGCUUAUGAAGAAAGAUAAAGACAACACUAAGAAACUUCUCGAGGAGGAGGCUGAGAACAUGAAAAAGUUGGCAGAGGAGGCAGCAAGGCUCAAUGUCGAGGCUCAAGAAGCUGCAAGACUUCGACAAAUUGCAGAGUCAGAUCUCGCCAAACAGAGGGAACUGGCCGAUAAGAUGCUGGAGGAGAAAAAGCAGGCCAUUCAGGAGGCAAUGAAACUAAAGGCUGAAGCUGAGAACCUUCAGAAACAGAAAGAUCAAGCUCAGGUGGAAGCCCAAAAGUUGUUGGAGGCCAAAAAAGAGAUGCAGCAGCGACUGGAACAGGAGACCGAAGGUUUCCAGAAAUCUUUGGAAGCUGAACGCAAACGACAAUCAGAAAUUAAAGCAGAGGCUGAAAAACUAAAGAUUAAGGUGACACAGUUAAGUGAUGCUCAGUCCAAAGCGGAAGAGGAAGCCAAAAAAUUCAAGAAACAAGCAGAUGAAAUCAAAGCCCGUAUGCUGGAGACAGAAACAUUUACUUCACAAAAACACGUUGUUGUUGAGAAACUGGAAAUUCAGAGGCUGCAGAGCACAAAAGAGGCUGAUGAUCUGCAUAAAGCAAUAGCAGACCUUGAAAAAGAAAAGGAAAAACUGAGAAAAGAAGCUGCUGAGUUACAAAAACAGUCAAAAGAGAUGGCUAACGUGCAACAAGAACAAUUACAGCAGGAGAAGACUAUGCUCCAGCAAACUUUCCUUGCAGAAAAAGACACAUUGCUGAAAAAGGAAAAAGCCAUUGAGGCGGAGAAGAAGAAGCUGGAAAAGCAAUUUGAAGAUGAAGUAAAGAAGGCAGAGGCUCUUAAAAAUGAACAGGAACGUCAGAAAAAGCAGAUGGAUGAGGAAAAGAAGAAACUCCAGUCUGCCAUGGAUGCUGCUCUCAAAAAGCAAAAGGAGGCUGAGGAAGAGAGGCAGAACAAGCAAAAAGAGAUGCAAGAGCUUGAAAAGAAGAGAAUUGAGCAAGAGAAACUUCUUGCCGACGAAAACAAGAACUUGAAAGAAAAACUCAAGCAGCUUCAGAGUUCACAAAAGCCAUCCGACACCAAGGAAAUUCAGAUCCAAACUGAUCACGUCCCAGAAGAAGAAUUAGUUCAAGUGACUAUGGUAGAAACAACAAAGAAGGUCCUUAAUGGCUCUACAGAUGUGGAUGGUGUGAAAAAAGAUGCACCACUGGCCUUUGACGGAAUCAGAGAGAAAGUUCCUGCGAGCAGGCUUCACGAAAUCGGUGUGCUUAGCAAAAAAGAAUUUGACAAGCUUAAGAAAGGCAAAACCACAGUGCAAGAUCUUUCCAAAAACGACAAAGUCAAGAUGUGCCUAAAAGGUAAAGAUUCCAUUGGUGGUGUAAUAGUUGAACCCAAUCAGAAAAUGAGCAUCUACCAAGCUUUAAAAGACAAGAAGAUUACACAAAGCACCGCUAUGAUGCUUCUCGAAGCUCAGGCUGCAUCGGGUUACAUAAUUGACCCCAUCAAAAACAGAAGACUGUCUGUCAAUGAAGCUGUGAAAGAUGGUGUGGUUGGACCUGAGUUACACACCAAAUUGUUGUCUGCUGAAAGGGCUGCCACAGGAUUCAAAGAUCCCUUCACUGGUGAUACAAUUUCACUAUUUGAAGCCAUGAAGAAAGGUUUGAUUGCGGAAGACCAGGCCAGAAAACUUCUUGAUUCUCAAUAUGCAACUGGUGGAAUAAUUGAUCCAGUCAAUAGUCACCGUGUGUCAGUCCAAACAGCAUGUACACAGGGUCAACUGGAUGAUGAUUUAGGCAAAAUUCUUUCCAGUCCUCCUGCUGACAAGAAAUCAUUUAUAGACCCCAACACUCAGGAUAGCUUCACUUAUUCUGAGUUACUGGAAAGAUGCAAACCAGAUCCUGACACAGGCCUUCCAUUACUACCCAUCACAGAGAAAGCAGGACAGAUUGAAAGUACUUACACAGAUGAGGAAACUAAAGAUAUAUUUAGCAAGACAAGCGUAUCAAUUCCAUUUGGAAGGUUUAAAGGAAAGACUGUGACCAUCUGGGAAGUCAUCAAUUCAGAAUACUUCACUGUGGAACAAAGAAAGGACCUCAUUCGUCAGUACAAGACAGGCAAAAUUACAGUUGAAAAAAUUAUCAAGAUUGUAAUAACUGUUGUAGAGGACAAGGAGAACAAGAAGGAACCUGCCUUUGAAGGUUUGAGAUCAUCUGUGCCUGCAACAGAACUUCUGGAAGCGAAGAUUAUUAAUAAAGACUUAUUCAACAAAUUACAUAAUGGCAAGGCUACUAUUAAAGAGGUCUCUGAGCUUGAACCUGUUAAGAAAGCCCUGCAGGGCACACACAGUAUUGCUGGAGUGCUUGUUGAAUCAACUAAGGAGACAAUGUCUUUCUACGAAGCCAUGAAGAAGGACAUCAUUGGAACAGAUCCAGCAAUAGACCUUCUAGAGUCUCAGGCUGGAACUGGCUUCAUUAUUGAUCCAGUAAAGAACCAAAAGCUUACUGUUGAUGAAGCAGUAAAAAGUGGUGUUGUUGGCCCAGAGCUCCAUGAGAAAUUGCUGUCGGCAGAAAGAGCAGUUUGUGGUUACAAAGAUCCAUAUACUGGUAAAACUGUAUCCCUCUUUGAGGCAAUGCAAAAAGAUCUCAUUAAGAAAGACCAAGGAGUCCGACUCCUGGAAGCUCAACUUGCCACCGGAGGAAUCAUUGACCCAGAGAAAAGUUACCGCAUCACUCAAGAUGUUGCAUGUAAACGUGGUUACCUUAAUGAAGAGAUGAACAAAACUUUAAGUAGCCCAUCUGACUCCAGCACACUAUUUGUUGACCCCAACACACAAGAAAAUGUCACUUACACUGAAUUGCUUAAAAGAUGUAUCACAGAUAAACAGACUGGCCUCCCGUUACUACCAAUCUCAGAAAAGGCAGUCAAGUCAAAAGAAAAAGAAAAAGAACCUCUUUCUGACACUCAAACUAAAGACUCAUUGAGUCAUGCCACUGUAGAGUUACACAGUGGACCUUUUAAAGGAAGAAAGGUCACCAUAUGGGAAAUUAUCAACUCUGAAUAUUUAACAGAGGAACAAAGGAUUUAUUUCAUUCAACAGUAUAGAUCAGGAAAAGUGACUAUUGAAAAACUAAUCACCAUAAUGAUCACAACGGUGGAUGAAAAAGAAAAGAAGAGGAAGGAGGAUAGCUUUGAGGGUUUAAGAGGACCUGUAACAGCCAGUUCCUUGUUUGAAUCUAAAAUCAUUGACAAAGAUACAUAUGAUAUGCUCCAACAAGGCAAAAUGAAACCUGCUGAGGUUGGUGAAACUGAAUCCGUCAAACGCUACUUGCAAGGAUCUGACUGUAUUACUGGAGUAUUUGUGGAAAAUACUAAAGAAAAACUUAGCAUUUACCAAGCAAUGAAGCAGAAACUACUGACACCAGACACAGGUCUGCCCUUGCUGGAGGCUCAAGCAGCUACUGGGUACAUAAUUGACCCCAUCAGAAAUGAGAGGUUUACAGUAGAUGAUGCUGUAAAGGCUGGCAUCAUCGGUCCAGAGCUACACGAAAAACUACUAUCAGCUGAAAAAGCUGUAACUGGUUACAAAGACCCAUACACUGGCAAUAAGAUCUCUCUUCUUCAAGCAAUGCAGAAACAACUUGUUCUUAGAGAACAUGCAUUACCUCUUCUAGAUGCUCAGGAGGCCACUGGAGGAAUAAUCGAUCCGGUAAACAGCCAUCGCCUUCCUAAUGAUAUAGCCAUUCAGCGUGGAUAUUUCAGCAAGCAGUUGGUUAAAUCUUUCAAAGAGCCCACAGAUGACAUCAAAGGUUUCACUGACCCCAACAAAGAUGAGAGUGUCACAUAUAAACAACUAAAAGAAAGGUGCAUGGUCGAUCCAGACCUGGGAAUUUGCCUAUUACCACUUUCUAAAGCAGAGGCUCCAAAGCAAGCUGAGAAAUCCUACAUUUAUACUGAGGAACAAGCACAAGCAGACUGGGCUAACACUCAAGUUGAUAUACCACAUGAAAGUUUUGCAGGGCAACAAGUGACAUUAUGGGAGGUCAUGAAAUCAGAUUUGCUUCCAGAGGAUGAAAGACUAAGGCUCAUUGAACAGUACCGCUCAGGAAGAAUCACUAAAGAAAGAAUGAUCAUCAUUAUAAUUGAAAUCAUCGAACAAAGAGAGAUCAUCAAGACUGAGCAAAGCAUGUCAUGCGAUGUAAUCAGACGUCGGGUAACCAUCGAUGAACUUUACAGAGCUCGUAUUAUAGACCUUGAAACUUACAACCUGCUUAAACAAGGCAAGAAAACCACCCGGGAAAUCAUGGAGAUGCCUUCUGUAAAGCAGUACCUCUUUGGAACCGGCAGCAUUGCUGGAGUACUGUCAGACAAUAACACUAAGGUUAGCAUCUAUCAAGCCAUGAAGAGAGGUCUCAUCAAACCUGAAAUUGGCAUUAAUCUGUUGGAAGCACAAGCAGCAACUGGAUUUAUCAAUGACCCUGUGAAGGACGAAUUGUUAACAGUUGAUGAGGCUGUCCGGAAGGGUGUUGUUGGCCCAGAGAUGCAUGACAAACUCUUGUCCGCUGAGAGAGCAGUCACGGGUUACAAAGAUCCUUACAGUGGUAAAGUGAUUUCUCUAUUCCAAGCCAUGAAAAAAGACCUGGUUCCUGAGGAUUAUGCAUUGAAGCUUUUGGAGGCCCAAGAAGCAACAGGUGGCCUAAUGGAUCCAGAGUUCUAUUUCCGCCUUCCAACUGAUAUUGCCAUGCAGCGUGGAUACAUCAACAAGGAAACCUGUGAGAGGAUAUCUGAUCUGAAUGGCGAUGUUAAAUAUUUUACAGAUCCAACAACAGAUGAAACAAUCUCCUAUGCACUACUUCGCAAAAGAUGCAAAGUUGAUAAAGAGAGCGGCCUAAGAUUAUUGUCUCUGGCAGACAAAAAGCUUCUGUUUAAAGGACUUAGAAAGCAGAUCACCAUAGAUGAGCUGUUGCGCUCUCAAAUCAUUGAUCAGAAGACCUACACAGCAUUGAUGGAGGGUACCAUUUCUGUAGAGGACCUCAGUAAAGACCUGAAGAAAUAUCUUGAAGGCAUCAGCUCUAUUGCAGGUGUGUAUGUAGAAGCUACCAAAGAUCGGCUGUCAGUCUACCAAGCAAUGAAAAAGAACAUGAUCAGACCAGGCACUGCAUUUGAACUUCUGGAAGCUCAGGCAGCUACUGGGUAUGUCAUCGAUCCAAUCAAAAAUCUAAAAAUGAAUGUCCUAGAAGCUGUGAAAACAGGAGUUGUUGGACCAGAAUUUAAAGACAAACUUCUCUCAGCUGAGCGAGCUGUAACUGGCUACAAAGAUCCAUACUCUGGCAAGGUGAUCUCUCUGUUCCAGGCUAUGAAAAAAGGUCUCAUACUAAAAGACCACGGUAUCCGUCUCCUCGAGGCUCAGAUAGCCACAGGGGGAAUUAUUGAUCCUGAAGAGAGUCAUCGGCUACCUGUUGAAGUUGCCUACAAACGGGGUCUAUUUGAUGAGGAGAUGAAUAACAUUCUUACGGAUCCAUCUGAUGACACUAAGGGGUUCUUCGAUCCAAACACAGAGGAGAAUUUGACCUACCUCCAGCUGAUGGAACGCUGCAUAACAGACACUGAAACUGGACUCUCUCUUUUACUGCUGAAAGAAAAGAAACGAGAAAGAAAGACCUCCUCCAAGUCCUCAGUGCGCAAACGAAGAGUUGUGAUUGUAGAUCCUGAAACAGGAAAAGAAAUGUCUGUGUAUGAAGCAUACCGCAAAGGGCUCAUUGACCAUCAAACAUACAUUGAGCUUGCAGAGCAAGAAUGUGAAUGGGAGGAAAUUACCACCUCAUCUUCUGAUGGUGUUGUCAAGUCUAUGAUCACUGACAGAAGGUCUGGGCGGCAGUAUGACAUUGACGAUGCAAUCUCUAAGGGCCUCAUUGACCAGUCCGCUUUGGACCAGUACCGUGCUGGUACUCUUUCCAUUACUGAAUUUGCAGACAUGCUCUCUGGUAAUAUGAGUGGCUCCAGAUCACGUUCCUCUUCCUUUGGAUCUAGUUCUUCCUAUACCAUGAGCCCAGUUCCCUCCAUAAAGACCCCCGCUACAACCUGGAGUGAUCCAACAGAGGAAACCGGACCUGUGGCUGGAAUUCUAGAUACAGAUACUUUGGAAAAGGUGACGGUCACAGAGGCUAUGCAUCGAAAUUUGGUCGACAACAUCACUGGUCAAAGACUCCUAGAAGCACAAGCAUGCACAGGAGGAAUUAUUGACCCAAACACUGGAGAAAAAUUCACUGUUGCUGAUGCAGUGAACAAAGGAUUGGUGGACAAGUUAAUGGUUGACCGUAUCAACUUGGCUCAGAAAGCUUUUCAGGGAUUUGAAGAUCCAAGAACCAAAACCAAAAUGUCAGCCGCUCAAGCCUUAAAGAAGGGCUGGCUCUAUUAUGAAGCUGGCCAACGGUUCCUUGAAGUCCAGUACUUAACAGGUGGAUUAAUUGAACCAGAUGUUGCAGGAAGAGUAUCACUGGAUGAUGCCACCAAGAAAGGUACCCUAGAUGCACGCACUGCACAGAAACUGAGAGACGUCAGUGCAUACUCCAAAUACCUCACCUGCCCCAAAACCAAACUCAAGAUCUCAUACAAAGAUGCCAUGGACCGAAGCAUGAUAGAGGAAGGAUCAGGUCUGCGUUUGCUCGAGGCUUCCUCUCAAUCAAGUAAAGGCCUUUACAGCCCAUACAGCGCCAGUGGUUCUGGAUCAACCUCGGGCUCUAGGUCCGGAUCUAGAACCGGUUCAAGAUCAGGCUCUAGAAGGGGAAGUUUUGAUGCUACAAGCUCAGGUUUCACCAUGAGUUUUUCUUCAACCUACAGCCCCACAACAUACGGUCGCCGUUAUGAUUCAGGGGCACAUGGUGGCCUUCAACUGGAUGAGCUAAAGCAGGCACUUACAGCUUUGGCAUCAGGCAGGAACUGUUGCUAUGAGGAAACGAAAUUAUUCACAUUAUCACAAACCCAGUCUUCCUUAGUUGCUGUGCCAGCAAAAUCCUCAAAAAUGCCGGCGCAGGAAAGUGGUAUUUCUCAAGGGAUAGUAGCUGGUGUGUUUCUUGAGCACUCCAAUGAAACCAUCACAAUAUACCAAGCCUAUAAGAAGCGCUUGCUGAAUCAAGGAACAUGUUUGGCCCUGUUAGAAGCUCAAGGUGCGACCGGAGGAAUCAUCGAUCCCAUCAAAAACAGAAAAUUAUCUGUCGACGAAGCAGUCAAGGAAGAGAUUGUGGGACGUGAGAUGAAAGAGAAGCUUCAGUUUGCAGAGAAGGCCAUCGAAGGCUAUGCAGAUCCUUACACUAACCAACCAAUUUCACUCUACCAGGCCAUGCAGAAGGAGGUGAUCCCAAAAGAUUAUGCCAUUAGAUUAUUGGAAGCACAGAUCUCUGCCAAAGGUAUCUAUGAUCCUGUAGAAAAGUGCUACUUAACAGAAGAGCAAGCCUACGACGGAGGUCACUUUGACAGAGAUCUGUUUAAAGACCAAAAGGAUGCUCUAAAUGUUUUUUAUGACCCAAACUCAAAGGAAAACAUCACUUAUUCAUUACUGAUAAAGAAAUGCACUGUAGCCCCAGAAACAGGCUUAAUGCUGUUCCCAAUCUAUAUCACAUUCAAAGGCCUUCGUAGAGGUGUAACCUCCAAAGAGCUCCUGUCAUCAAAAGUAAUUGACCAACAGACAUAUGACAAUCUGGAAAAUGGCAAAAUGACCGCCCAAGAUGUGAUGUUAAUGGAGACAGUGAAGGAAUAUCUGGAAGGUAAAGAGAGCAUUGGGGGAGUAGCUGUGCUCUCCUCUAAUAAGAAAAUGAGCAUCUAUCAGGCAAUGCGACAAGGAAUAAUCAUGCCUGGUUCUGCACUGAUUCUGCUAGAAGCACAAGCCGCAACUGGAUACGUGAUCGAUCCUGUAGAAAACAAGAGGCUAAAUGUAGAUGAUGCUAUUAAACAAAAACUUGUGGGACCAGAGUACCAUGCAAAGUUGCUUGCAGCAGAACGUGCAGUCACAGGUUACAAAGAUCCAUACACUGGUGAAACCAUUUCCCUUUUCCAAGCUCUAAAAAAGGACCUGAUCGUGAAGGAACAUGGGAUUCGUUUGCUUGAGGCACAAAUUGCAACUGGUGGAAUUAUUGAUCCUAUACAUAGUCACAGGGUUCCCGUGGAUGUCGCAUACAAGCGUGGCUUCUUUGAUGAGGAAAUGAACACCAUCCUUGAGGACUCUGGAGAUGACACUAAAGGAUUCUUUGAUCCGAACACAAAGGAAAACCUUACGUAUCUGCAACUGAUGGAUCGUUGUGUUGUUGACCCCUCUACAGGGCUUACAUUGCUGCCCAUUGAGGAUAAGUCAGGAAGUCUGCAUCACACAUUCAUUGGCUACGACAUCAAAAAAGUCUUCAAGGGUGUUAUGGUAAAAGUAACAUGCGGCAAGUACAUGGGGAUGACUGUUUCGCUCUGGGAAUUACUUAUGUCUGAAUAUUUUACUGAAGAGCAAAGGCAAGAUAUCAUCCAGGGAUACAAAAACAGAACACUCACAAUUGAAGAUAUAAUUACCAGAGUCCUUGAAAUAACUGAAGAGUCAGUGAAAAUGACCAGUGUAGUUUUUGAAGGUAUAAGGGAAAAUGUAAGCGCAGACCAGCUUUUCGAGGCAGACAUCCUCACUACAAAUGAUCUUGAAGACCUAAAAACAGGAAAAACAACUGUAAAAGAUGUUAUAGAGAAUGAAACUGUGCAAAUGUACCUACAAGGUAAACAAAGCAUUGCUGGUGUCCUGCUUCCUGACUCCCAAAUAAUGUCAAUCUACCAAGCCAAACAAAAAGGAAUACUGAGGCCAGGAACAUCACUUAUUCUUCUGGAAGCCCAAGCAGCAACAGGAUUCAUCAUUGAUCCAAUUGCUAAUAGAAAGUUCUCAGUGGAUGAAGCUGUAAAGGCACGGGUAGUUGGGGCAGAUUUUCAUGCCAAACUAUGCUCAGCAGAAAAGGCAGUGACCGGUUACAAUGAUCCUUACACUGGCAAAAAAAUCUCUUUGUUCCAGGCACUGCAGAAAGAUUUAAUUGUGAAAGACCAUGGCAUACGUCUGCUAGAGGCCCAGAUUGCCACAGGAGGCAUCAUUGAUCCUGUAAAUAGCCAUCGCAUUCCAGUUCAUAUUGCUUACAAACGUGGAUACUUUGAUACAGAAAUGAAUCAGGUUCUCAAUGAUCCAACUGAUGACACAAAAGGAUUCUUUGACCCAAACACUCAUGAAAAUCUUACUUAUAUGCAGUUAAUGUCCAGAUGCGUCACUGACCCAAGCACAGGCUUUUGCCUUUUGCCAAUCAAAAAGAAAGACACAAGAAUCAAGAUAGAGGACAGGACCAAAGAGGCAUUCCAAACCAUGUCCGUCACUGUGAGAUAUGGCAGAUUCAGCAACAAAAGAGUGACACUUUGGGAUCUGAUCAACUCUGAAUAUUUAAUUGAGGAGAAAAGACAGGAGCUGAUCAAACGAUUCAAAUCAAAAACAAUCACAAUUGAAGAAAUCCUUAACAUUACCACAGAAAUCAUUGAGAGCAAGGAAGUACAAAGAAAUGUUGAUCUCCAAGUAGAUGGUCUUAGAGAAAAAGUCUCCAUUCUUGAGCUGCUGAAUUUGGGAAUAAUAGAUGAACAAACAUACAAAGAUUUGAUUGAUGAAAAGCUAACAAUCGAAGAUCUUCUUGAGAGAGCCACUGUUAAGAAUUUCCUCAGAGGAACAAGCAGUAUAGCAGGUGUAAUAGUCCAAAAGUCUAAUCAGAAAAUGAGCAUCUAUCAAGCUCAAAAAGAAGGACUCCUUACACGUGGAACUGCCUUGUGUCUUCUUGAAGCACAAGCAGCCACUGGGUUUAUUAUUGAUCCAGUACAGAACAAUAAACUUUCUACCGAGGAGGCCUUGAAACAGAAAGUCAUUCCUCCAGAGUUUUAUGAAAAACUUCUGGCUGCUGAGAGAGCGGUGACUGGGUACCAAGACCCAUACACUGGCAAGAAAAUAUCACUUUUUGAAGCCAUUAAAAAAGAUUUAAUUGUCAAACAGCAUGGGAUUCGUCUGCUGGAAGCCCAAAUUGCUACAGGUGGUAUCAUAGAUCCCAUAACAUGUUUACAUUUGCCACUUGAAGUUGCUUUUAGCAAGGGUUAUUUUGAUGCUGAACUAAACCAGAUUCUUGCCGAUGCAAGUGAUGACACUAAAGGAUUUUUUGAUCCUAACACAAAAGAAAACCUUACCUACAUGGAAAUGAUGACACGGUGCAUCAAGGAUCCUGACACCGGCCUUUUCCUCCUUCCACUCACUGAAAAAGGAAAAACACAAGAAAAAACGCAAGAUAUUCUUUCAGAUGCUGAGAUUAAGGAACACUUUGUGAAAAAUAAAGUUGAUAUAACUGUUGGGCGUUUCUCAGGAAAAUCACCAUCUCUUUGGGAGGUAAUUCACUCUGCAUAUUUUACUGAUGAACAGAGGCAACAGUGCUUUGAACAAUAUCGUUUGGGCAAGACAAGUAUCAUGGAUGUUGUCACAAUGGUUACCACGACUGUCCAAAAUCUGGAAAAGAAAGAAGCAACUCAAACAAUAAUGGGCAUAAGAAAACCUGUUUCGGUGCAACAACUACAUGAUGCUGGAAUCAUUGAAACCAAAACUCUUAAAGAUCUGCAAGAUGAAAAGGCAACACUAGAAAGUGUGGUUAAUCUUGAAUCUGUACAAAGGUGUUUGAAAGGCACUGGAAGUAUUGCAGGAGUAAAGCUUCAUCCAUCAGGAAAAGUAUUAAGUUUAUACACGGCAAAAACUGAAGGAUUACUCAGUUCUGAUGCAGCCCUUAUGUUGCUCGAGGCUCAGGCAGCAACUGGAUAUGUUAUUGAUCCAAUUAGAAAUGAAAAUCACUCAGUUGUGGAGGCUGCUAAAGUUCAGCUUAUUGGGCCAGAGCUAUUAGAGCCCUUACUACUGGCUGAAUGUGCAGUCACUGGAUUCACAGACCCAUUCACAAAUGAGCAGAUAUCCUUAUAUCAAGCAAUGAAAAAAGGUCUCAUCCCGCAAAACCAUGGACUGAAUCUUUUGGAUGCACAGCUUGCCACAGGUGGAAUAAUUGAUCCAAUUGAAAGCUACCGAAUGCCCAUUCAGUGGGCAAUAGUCCAGGGAUUCUUAGAUAACAAAACCAAAGAGCUUCUGGAGAAUCCAAGUGGUUAUGAAAAAGAGUUUUCAGACCCAAACACAAAAGAACCUCUUACUUAUACUGAUCUCAUGAAGAAAUGUGUAAGGGAUUCGACCAAAGGUCUGUUACUGCUGCCCAUACCUGAAAAAAGAGUUGAAAGCUCAAGCUACAAUGAUGAACAUGUAAUAAAUGUCUUUAAAGAGAAAUCAGUGAUCAUUAAUGCUGGGAAGUUUGAAGGCAGACGGGUUUUGCUCUGGGAUUUGCUACAGUCAGAGUACAUUACUGCAGAAAAAAGGAAAGAGUUACUUGACCAAUACAAAAACAAAAUUCUGUCAAUAGAGGAGAUAACAGAAAUGGUGACAGCAUUGAUAAUUGAAGCAACUACAAAAAAGCAUUCAUUUAAAGGAUUGAGAAGACAAGUAUCAGCAAGUGAACUGUUUGAAUCAAAAAUCAUCUCAAAAGAAAUAUUUAGCAAGCUUAUAAAUGAUGAAGUAGACGAUGCAGACAUUGACCAAAUGGAAUCGAUUCAAAAAUACCUUGGGGCAACAAACUGCAUUGCUGGUGUAUAUGUGCAGUCUACCAAACAAACCAUGAGCAUCUGUGAGGCCAAAAAUAGGAGACUUCUGACUCCUGGAACAUCUCUGGUUUUGCUUGAGGCCCAGGCUGCCACUGGCUUCAUGAUUGAUCCAGUGAGAAACAAAAAACUUUCAGUGGAACAGGCAGUAGCCGAAGGGAUUGUUGGGAUGGAAUGGAAAAGCAAACUGCUGUCUGCCGAGCGGGCAGUCACUGGCUACACUGAUCCCUAUGAUGGAAAAACAAUAUCUUUGUUCCAAGCCUUGAAGAAAGAUCUCAUUGUGAAGGACCAUGGCAUUCGUCUUCUAGAAGCUCAGAUCGCUACUGGAGGAAUCAUUGAUCCUGUGCACAGCCAUCGUGUACCUGUGGAAGUAGCGUAUCAAAGAGGAUACUUUGAUGAGGAGAUGAACAGGAUCCUGUCUGAUCCAGAUGAUGACACCAAAGGAUUCUUUGAUCCCAAUACACAGGAAAACCUCACAUACCUGCAGCUUGUGGAGAGGUGUAUAAAAGACCCAAACACUGGUCUGAGCCUCCUCGUCAUUGCAAAAAAGGGCGAAUACUAUUUCUUUAUCGAUGAACAGACAAAAAUUAUCCUCAAGUCUACAACUACAAAUAAAGCAGGAGGCAAAUUCAAAGGGCAGCUGGUGUCUCUUUGGGAUCUGAUCUACUCAGAAUAUAUCUCAGAAGAAAAAAGAAGAGAUCUGAUACAACAGUUAAAAUCUGGCACAAUAUCUAUUGAAAAGUUAUUGGAAAUCGUUCUGACACUGAUAUCACAACAAUCAGAAACUUACAGUACAACCAUUAAAACCACAAGAACCACAACAGCAACAACAACUGAAACAGAUGAAAAUACUAACUUCCAAGGUAUCAGAAAGGACGUGAGUGCCGAUGAGAUGCUAAAAUCCAAAAUCAUUACUAAGGAAAUAUACGACGACCUAACCUCUGGUAAAAUAUCUGUUAAUCGUGUGAGUGAAAUGGAGUCUGUCAGAAAAUACCUUCAAGGAACCAAUAGCAUUGCUGGCGUAUUUGUCCAGUCUACCAAACAGACCAUGAGCAUAUUUGAAGCCAAAAACAGGGGACUUCUGACUCCUGGAACAUCUCUGGUUUUGCUUGAAGCCCAGGCUGCCACUGGCUUCAUGAUUGAUCCAGUAAGAAAUAAAAAACUGUCAGUGGAACAGGCAGUAGCUGAAAAGAUUGUUGGGAUGGAUUUGAAAAACAAACUGCUGUCUGCCGAACGGGCAGUCACUGGCUACACAGAUCCCUAUGAUGGAAAAACAAUAUCUUUGUUCCAAGCCUUGAAAAAAGAUCUCAUUGUGAAGGACCAUGGCAUUCGUCUUCUAGAAGCUCAGAUCGCUACUGGAGGAAUCAUUGAUCCUGUGCACAGCCAUCGUGUACCUGUGGAAGUAGCGUAUCAAAGAGGAUACUUUGAUGAGGAGAUGAACAGGAUCCUGUCUGAUCCAGAUGAUGACACCAAAGGCUUCUUUGAUCCCAAUACACAGGAAAACCUCACAUACCUGGAGCUUGUGGAGAGGUGUAUUAAAGACCCAAACACUGGUCUGAGCCUCCUCGUCAUUGCAAAAAAGGGCGAGUACUAUUUCUUUAUCGAUGAACAGACAAAAAUUAUCCUCAAGUCUACAACUACAAAUAAAGCAGGAGGCAAAUUCCAAGGGCAGCUGGUGUCUCUUUGGGAUCUGAUCUACUCAGAAUAUAUCUCAGAAGAAAAAAGAAAAGAUCUGAUACAACAGUUAAAAUCUGGCACAAUAUCUAUUGAAAAGUUAUUGGAAAUCGUUCUGACACUGAUAUCACAACAAUCAGAAACUUACAGUACAACCAUUAAAACCACAAGAACCACAACAGCAACAACAACUGAAACAGAUGAAAAUACCAGCUUCCAAGGUAUCAGAAAGGACGUGAGUGCCGAUGAGAUGCUAAAAUCCAAAAUCAUUACUAAGGAAAUAUACGACGAGCUAACCUCUGGUAAAAUAUCUGUUAAUCGUGUGAGUGAAAUGGAGUCUGUCAGAAAAUACCUUCAAGGAACCAAUAGCAUUGCUGGCGUAUUUGUCCAGUCUACCAAACAGACCAUGAGCAUAUUUGAAGCCAAAAACAGGGGACUUCUGACUCCUGGAACAUCUCUGGUUUUGCUUGAAGCCCAGGCUGCCACUGGCUUCAUGAUUGAUCCAGUAAGAAACAAAAAACUGUCAGUAGAACAAGCAGUAGCUGAAGGGAUUGUUGGGAUGGAAUUGAAAAACAAACUGCUGUCUGCCGAGCGGGCAGUCACUGGCUACACAGAUCCCUAUGAUGGAAAAACAAUAUCUUUGUUCCAAGCCUUGAAGAAAGAUCUCAUUGUGAAGGACCAUGGCAUUCGUCUUCUAGAAGCUCAGAUCGCUACUGGAGGAAUCAUUGAUCCUGUGCACAGCCAUCGGGUUCCUGUGGAAGUAGCGUAUCAAAGAGGAUACUUUGAUGAGGAGAUGAACAGGAUCCUGUCUGAUCCAGAUGAUGACACCAAAGGCUUCUUUGAUCCCAAUACACAGGAAAACCUCACAUACCUGCAACUUGUGGAGAGGUGUAUUAAAGACCCAAACACUGGUCUGAGCCUCCUCGUCAUUGCAAAAAAGGGCGAAUACUAUUUCUUUAUCGAUGAACAGACAAAAAUUAUCCUCAAGUCUACAACUACAAAUAAAGCAGGAGGCAAAUUCCAAGGGCAGCUGGUGUCUCUUUGGGAUCUGAUCUACUCAGAAUAUAUCUCAGAAGAAAAAAGAAGAGAUCUGAUACAACAGUUAAAAUCUGGCACAAUAUCUAUUGAAAAGUUAUUGGAAAUCGUUCUGACACUGAUAUCACAACAAUCAGAAACUUACAGUACAACCAUUAAAACCACAAGAACCACAACAGCAACAACAACUGAAACAGAUGAAAAUACUAACUUCCAAGGUAUCAGAAAGGACGUGAGUGCCGAUGAGAUGCUAAAAUCCAAAAUCAUUACUAAGGAAAUAUACGACGAGCUAACCUCUGGUAAAAUAUCUGUUAAUCGUGUGAGUGAAAUGGAGUCUGUCAGAAAAUACCUUCAAGGAACCAAUAGCAUUGCUGGCGUAUUUGUCCAGUCUACCAAACAGACCAUGAGCAUAUUUGAAGCCAAAAACAGGGGACUUCUGACUCCUGGAACAUCUCUGGUUUUGCUUGAAGCCCAGGCUGCCACUGGCUUCAUGAUUGAUCCAGUAAGAAAUAAAAAACUGUCAGUGGAACAGGCAGUAGCUGAAAAGAUUGUUGGGAUGGAUUUGAAAAACAAACUGCUGUCUGCCGAACGGGCAGUCACUGGCUACACAGAUCCCUAUGAUGGAAAAACAAUAUCUUUGUUCCAAGCCUUGAAAAAAGAUCUAAUUGUGAAGGACCAUGGCAUUCGUCUUCUAGAAGCUCAGAUCGCCACUGGAGGAAUCAUUGAUCCUGUGCACAGCCAUCGUGUACCUGUGGAAGUAGCGUAUCAAAGAGGAUACUUUGAUGAGGAGAUGAACAGGAUCCUGUCUGAUCCAGAUGAUGACACCAAAGGCUUCUUUGAUCCCAAUACACAGGAAAACCUCACAUACCUGCAGCUUGUGGAGAGGUGUAUUAAAGACCCAAACACUGGUCUGAGCCUCCUCGUCAUUGCAAAAAAGGGCGAAUACUAUUUCUUUAUCGAUGAACAGACAAAAAUUAUCCUCAAGUCUACAACUACAAAUAAAGCAGGAGGCAAAUUCCAAGGGCAGCUGGUGUCUCUUUGGGAUCUGAUCUACUCAGAAUAUAUCUCAGAAGAAAAAAGAAGAGAUCUGAUACAACAGUUCAAAUCGGGCACAAUAUCUAUUGAAAAGUUAUUGGAAAUCGUUCUGACACUGAUAUCACAACAAUCAGAAACUUACAGUACAACCAUUAAAACCACAAUAACAACAACAGCAACAACAACUGAAACAGAUGAAAAUACUAACUUCCAAGGUAUCAGAAAGGACGUGAGUGCCGAUGAGAUGCUAAAUUCCAAAAUCAUUACUAAGGAAAUAUACGACGACCUAACCUCUGGUAAAAUAUCUGUUAAUCGUGUGAGUGAAAUGGAGUCUGUCAGAAAAUACCUUCAAGGAACCAAUAGCAUUGCUGGCGUAUUUGUCCAGUCUACCAAACAGACCAUGAGCAUAUUUGAAGCCAAAAACAGGGGACUUCUGACUCCUGGAACAUCUCUGGUUUUGCUUGAAGCCCAGGCUGCCACUGGCUUCAUGAUUGAUCCAGUAAGAAAUAAAAAACUGUCAGUGGAACAGGCAGUAGCUGAAAAGAUUGUUGGGAUGGAUUUGAAAAACAAACUGCUGUCUGCCGAGCGGGCAGUCACUGGCUACACAGAUCCCUAUGAUGGAAAAACAAUAUCUUUGUUCCAAGCCUUGAAAAAAGAUCUCAUUGUGAAGGACCAUGGCAUUCGUCUUCUAGAAGCUCAGAUCGCUACUGGAGGAAUCAUUGAUCCUGUGCACAGCCAUCGUGUACCUGUGGAAGUAGCGUAUCAAAGAGGAUACUUUGAUGAGGAGAUGAACAGGAUCCUGUCUGAUCCAGAUGAUGACACCAAAGGCUUCUUUGAUCCUAAUACACAGGAAAACCUCACAUACCUGCAGCUUGUGGAGAGGUGUAUAAAAGACCCAAACACUGGUCUGAGCCUCCUCGUCAUUGCAAAAAAGGGCGAAUACUAUUUCUUUAUCGAUGAACAGACAAAAAUUAUCCUCAAGUCUACAACUACAAAUAAAGCAGGAGGCAAAUUCCAAGGGCAGCUGGUGUCUCUUUGGGAUCUGAUCUACUCAGAAUAUAUCUCAGAAGAAAAAAGAAGAGAUCUGAUACAACAGUUAAAAUCUGGCACAAUAUCUAUUGAAAAGUUAUUGGAAAUCGUUCUGACACUGAUAUCACAACAAUCAGAAACUUACAGUACAACCAUUAAAACCACAAGAACCACAACAGCAACAACAACUGAAACAGAUGAAAAUACCAGCUUCCAAGGUAUCAGAAAGGACGUGAGUGCCGAUGAGAUGCUAAAAUCCAAAAUCAUUACUAAGGAAAUAUACGACGAGCUAACCUCUGGUAAAAUAUCUGUUAAUCGUGUGAGUGAAAUGGAGUCUGUCAGAAAAUACCUUCAAGGAACCAAUAGCAUUGCUGGCGUAUUUGUCCAGUCUACCAAACAGACCAUGAGCAUAUUUGAAGCCAAAAACAGGGGACUUCUGACUCCUGGAACAUCUCUGGUUUUGCUUGAAGCCCAGGCUUCCACUGGCUUCAUGAUUGAUCCAGUAAGAAACAAAAAACUGUCAGUAGAACAAGCAGUAGCUGAAGGGAUUGUUGGGAUGGAAUUGAAAAACAAACUGCUGUCUGCCGAGCGGGCAGUCACUGGCUACACAGAUCCCUAUGAUGGAAAAACAAUAUCUUUGUUCCAAGCCUUGAAGAAAGAUCUCAUUGUGAAGGACCAUGGCAUUCGUCUUCUAGAAGCUCAGAUCGCUACUGGAGGAAUCAUUGAUCCUGUGCACAGCCAUCGUGUACCUGUGGAAGUAGCGUAUCAAAGAGGAUACUUUGAUGAGGAGAUGAACAGGAUCCUGUCUGAUCCAGAUGAUGACACCAAAGGCUUCUUUGAUCCUAAUACACAGGAAAACCUCACAUACCUGCAGCUUGUGGAGAGGUGUAUAAAAGACCCAAACACUGGUCUGAGCCUCCUCGUCAUUGCAAAAAAGGGCGAAUACUAUUUCUUUAUCGAUGAACAGACAAAAAUUAUCCUCAAGUCUACAACUACAAAUAAAGCAGGAGGCAAAUUCCAAGGGCAGCUGGUGUCUCUUUGGGAUCUGAUCUACUCAGAAUAUAUCUCAGAAGAAAAAAGAAGAGAUCUGAUACAACAGUUAAAAUCUGGCACAAUAUCUAUUGAAAAGUUAUUGGAAAUCGUUCUGACACUGAUAUCACAACAAUCAGAAACUUACAGUACAACCAUUAAAACCACAAGAACCACAACAGCAACAACAACUGAAACAGAUGAAAAUACUAACUUCCAAGGUAUCAGAAAGGACGUGAGUGCCGAUGAGAUGCUAAAAUCCAAAAUCAUUACUAAGGAAAUAUACGACGAGCUAACCUCUGGUAAAAUAUCUGUUAAUCGUGUGAGUGAAAUGGAGUCUGUCAGAAAAUACCUUCAAGGAACCAAUAGCAUUGCUGGCGUAUUUGUCCAGUCUACCAAACAGACCAUGAGCAUAUUUGAAGCCAAAAACAGGGGACUUCUGACUCCCGGAACAUCUCUGGUUUUGCUUGAAGCCCAGGCUGCCACUGGCUUCAUGAUUGAUCCAGUAAGAAAUAAAAAACUGUCAGUGGAACAGGCAGUAGCUGAAAAGAUUGUUGGGAUGGAUUUGAAAAACAAACUGCUGUCUGCCGAACGGGCAGUCACUGGCUACACAGAUCCCUAUGAUGGAAAAACAAUAUCUUUGUUCCAAGCCUUGAAAAAAGAUCUCAUUGUGAAGGACCAUGGCAUUCGUCUUCUAGAAGCUCAGAUCGCUACUGGAGGAAUCAUUGAUCCUGUGCACAGCCAUCGUGUACCUGUGGAAGUAGCGUAUCAAAGAGGAUACUUUGAUGAGGAGAUGAACAGGAUCCUGUCUGAUCCAGAUGAUGACACCAAAGGCUUCUUUGAUCCCAAUACACAGGAAAACCUCACAUACCUGCAGCUUGUGGAGAGGUGUAUUAAAGACCCAAACACUGGUCUGAGCCUCCUCGUCAUUGCAAAAAAGGGCGAGUACUAUUUCUUUAUCGAUGAACAGACAAAAAUUAUCCUCAAGUCUACAACUACAAAUAAAGCAGGAGGCAAAUUCCAAGGGCAGCUGGUGUCUCUUUGGGAUCUGAUCUACUCAGAAUAUAUCUCAGAAGAAAAAAGAAGAGAUCUGAUACAACAGUUAAAAUCUGGCACAAUAUCUAUUGAAAAGUUAUUGGAAAUCGUUCUGACACUGAUAUCACAACAAUCAGAAACUUACAGUACAACCAUUAAAACCACAAGAACCACAACAGCAACAACAACUGAAACAGAUGAAAAUACUAACUUCCAAGGUAUCAGAAAGGACGUGAGUGCCGAUGAGAUGCUAAAAUCCAAAAUCAUUACUAAGGAAAUAUACGACGACCUAACCUCUGGUAAAAUAUCUGUUAAUCGUGUGAGUGAAAUGGAGUCUGUCAGAAAAUACCUUCAAGGAACCAAUAGCAUUGCUGGCGUAUUUGUCCAGUCUACCAAACAGACCAUGAGCAUAUUUGAAGCCAAAAACAGGGGACUUCUGACUCCUGGAACAUCUCUGGUUUUGCUUGAAGCCCAGGCUGCCACUGGCUUCAUGAUUGAUCCAGUAAGAAAUAAAAAACUGUCAGUGGAACAGGCAGUAGCUGAAAAGAUUGUUGGGAUGGAUUUGAAAAACAAACUGCUGUCUGCCGAACGGGCAGUCACUGGCUACACAGAUCCCUAUGAUGGAAAAACAAUAUCUUUGUUCCAAGCCUUGAAAAAAGAUCUAAUUGUGAAGGACCAUGGCAUUCGUCUUCUAGAAGCUCAGAUCGCCACUGGAGGAAUCAUUGAUCCUGUGCACAGCCAUCGUGUACCUGUGGAAGUAGCGUAUCAAAGAGGAUACUUUGAUGAGGAGAUGAACAGGAUCCUGUCUGAUCCAGAUGAUGACACCAAAGGCUUCUUUGAUCCCAAUACACAGGAAAACCUCACAUACCUGCAGCUUGUGGAGAGGUGUAUUAAAGACCCAAACACUGGUCUGAGCCUCCUCGUCAUUGCAAAAAAGGGCGAAUACUAUUUCUUUAUCGAUGAACAGACAAAAAUUAUCCUCAAGUCUACAACUACAAAUAAAGCAGGAGGCAAAUUCCAAGGGCAGCUGGUGUCUCUUUGGGAUCUGAUCUACUCAGAAUAUAUCUCAGAAGAAAAAAGAAGAGAUCUGAUACAACAGUUCAAAUCGGGCACAAUAUCUAUUGAAAAGUUAUUGGAAAUCGUUCUGACACUGAUAUCACAACAAUCAGAAACUUACAGUACAACCAUUAAAACCACAAUAACAACAACAGCAACAACAACUGAAACAGAUGAAAAUACUAACUUCCAAGGUAUCAGAAAGGACGUGAGUGCCGAUGAGAUGCUAAAAUCCAAAAUCAUUACUAAGGAAAUAUACGACGAUCUAACCUCUGGUAAAAUAUCUGUUAAUCGUGUGAGUGAAAUGGAGUCUGUCAGAAAAUACCUGCAAGGAACCAAUAGCAUUGCUGGCGUAUUUGUCCAGUCUACCAAACAGACCAUGAGCAUAUUUGAAGCCAAAAACAGGGGACUUCUGACUCCUGGAACAUCUCUGGUUUUGCUUGAAGCCCAGGCUGCCACUGGCUUCAUGAUUGAUCCAGUAAGAAAUAAAAAACUUUCAGUGGAACAGGCAGUAGCUGAAAAGCUUGUUGGGAUGGAUUUGAAAAACAAACUGCUGUCUGCCGAGCGGGCAGUCACUGGCUACACAGAUCCCUAUGAUGGAAAAACAAUAUCUUUGUUCCAAGCCUUGAAGAAAGAUCUCAUUGUGAAGGACCAUGGCAUUCGUCUUCUAGAAGCUCAGAUCGCCACUGGAGGAAUCAUUGAUCCUGUGCACAGCCAUCGUGUACCUGUGGAAGUAGCGUAUCAAAGAGGAUACUUUGAUGAGGAGAUGAACAGGAUCCUGUCUGAUCCAGAUGAUGACACCAAAGGCUUCUUUGAUCCUAAUACACAGGAAAACCUCACAUACCUGCAGCUUGUGGAGAGGUGUAUUAAAGACCCAAACACUGGUCUGAGCCUCCUCGUCAUUGCAAAAAAGGGCGAAUACUAUUUCUUUAUCGAUGAACAGACAAAAAUUAUCCUCAAGUCUACAACUACAAAUAAAGCAGGAGGCAAAUUCCAAGGGCAGCUGGUGUCUCUUUGGGAUUUGAUCUACUCAGAAUAUAUCUCAGAAGAAAAAAGAAGAGAUCUGAUACAACAGUUCAAAUCGGGCACAAUAUCUAUUGAAAAGUUAAUGGAAAUUGUUCUGACACUGAUAUCACAACAAUCAGAAACUUACAGUACAACCAUUAAAACCACAAGAACCACAACAGCAACAACAACUGAAACAGAUGAAAAUACCAGCUUCCAAGGUAUCAGAAAGGACGUGAGUGCCGAUGAGAUGCUAAAAUCCAAAAUCAUUACUAAGGAAAUAUACGACGAGCUAACCUCUGGUAAAAUAUCUGUUAAUCGUGUGAGUGAAAUGGAGUCUGUCAGAAAAUACCUUCAAGGAACCAAUAGCAUUGCUGGCGUAUUUGUCCAGUCUACCAAACAGACCAUGAGCAUAUUUGAAGCCAAAAACAGGGGACUUCUGACUCCUGGAACAUCUCUGGUUUUGCUUGAAGCCCAGGCUGCCACUGGCUUCAUGAUUGAUCCAGUAAGAAACAAAAAACUGUCAGUAGAACAAGCAGUAGCUGAAGGGAUUGUUGGGAUGGAAUUGAAAAACAAACUGCUGUCUGCCGAGCGGGCAGUCACUGGCUACACAGAUCCCUAUGAUGGAAAAACAAUAUCUUUGUUCCAAGCCUUGAAGAAAGAUCUCAUUGUGAAGGACCAUGGCAUUCGUCUUCUAGAAGCUCAGAUCGCUACUGGAGGAAUCAUUGAUCCUGUGCACAGCCAUCGGGUUCCUGUGGAGGUGGCAUACCAAAGAGGAUACUUUGAUGAGGAGAUGAACAGGAUCCUGUCUGAUCCAGAUGAUGACACCAAAGGCUUCUUUGAUCCCAAUACACAGGAAAACCUCACAUACCUGCAGCUUGUGGAGAGGUGUAUUAAAGACCCAAACACUGGUCUGAGCCUCCUCGUCAUUGCAAAAAAGGGCGAGUACUAUUUCUUUAUCGAUGAACAGACAAAAAUUAUCCUCAAGUCUACAACUACAAAUAAAGCAGGAGGCAAAUUCCAAGGGCAGCUGGUGUCUCUUUGGGAUCUGAUCUACUCAGAAUAUAUCUCAGAAGAAAAAAGAAGAGAUCUGAUACAACAGUUCAAAUCUGGCACAAUAUCUAUUGAAAAGUUAUUGGAAAUUGUUCUGACACUGAUAUCACAACAAUCAGAAACUUACAGUACAACCAUUAAAACCACAAGAACCACAACAGCAACAACAACUGAAACAGAUGAAAAUACCAACUUCCAAGGUAUCAGAAAGGACGUGAGUGCCGAUGAGAUGCUAAAAUCCAAAAUCAUUACUAAGGAAAUAUACGACGACCUAACCUCUGGUAAAAUAUCUGUUAAUCGUGUGAGUGAAAUGGAGUCUGUCAGAAAAUACCUUCAAGGAACCAAUAGCAUUGCUGGCGUAUUUGUCCAGUCUACCAAACAGACCAUGAGCAUAUUUGAAGCCAAAAACAGGGGACUUCUGACUCCUGGAACAUCUCUGGUUUUGCUUGAAGCCCAGGCUGCCACUGGCUUCAUGAUUGAUCCAGUAAGAAAUAAAAAACUGUCAGUGGAACAGGCAGUAGCUGAAAAGAUUGUUGGGAUGGAAUUGAAAAACAAACUGCUGUCUGCCGAGCGGGCAGUCACUGGCUACACAGAUCCCUAUGAUGGAAAAACAAUAUCUUUGUUCCAAGCCUUGAAAAAAGAUCUCAUUGUGAAGGACCAUGGCAUUCGUCUUCUAGAAGCUCAGAUCGCCACUGGAGGAAUCAUUGAUCCUGUGCACAGCCAUCGUGUACCUGUGGAAGUAGCGUAUCAAAGAGGAUACUUUGAUGAGGCGAUGAACAGGAUCCUGUCUGAUCCAGAUGAUGACACAAAAGGCUUCUUUGAUCCCAAUACACAGGAAAACCUCACAUAUUUGCAGCUUGUGGAGCGGUGUAUUAAAGACCCAAACACUGGGCUUUGUCUGCUUUCUUUAAAAAAGUAGGUUUAGAAUGUAACAUGCCUUGCAAUGUAAUUCAAGACAUUCGAUUUUAACUUGUUUUAUAAAAUGUUGUACUGUAUAUAUUUGCUUAGUGCUUAAUGUAAAAUCUAUUUUGUGAUAACUAGAAUCGCAAAUUGAGCAUUUUUUUUACCUAUACAUAUGAAAGAUCUGUAAUUGUACAUCAGCUGAGAUUCAGCACCCGUCUGCACUGCUUAUAUUGUAAGUUUAGUUUUAUUAUUUUUAGCUUUACUUCAAAGUAUUUUUAUUCAACAUUAUUCAAAAAUGUUUAAAAAAAAAGUUUGCUACUGUAAUUUUUUAUUUGAAAUAAAUCAAACACUGCUAAAACAUGAAA
Messenger RNA from Paramisgurnus dabryanus, 30448 nucleotides. RefSeq lists its product as uncharacterized. The record is from RefSeq and is a predicted model, not a curated record. Gene Ontology annotation, molecular function: structural molecule activity; keratin filament binding; protein binding. Gene Ontology annotation, cellular component: membrane; cell junction; cytoplasm. NCBI's taxonomy places the organism in Eukaryota, Metazoa, Chordata, Actinopteri, Cypriniformes, Cobitidae. Gene Ontology annotation, biological process: intermediate filament bundle assembly; wound healing.